UUCCGGCACCGGCGUUGCUGUGAAGAUGGCGGCGCCCAUGGAGCCGCUGACAUUGGCGGGCGGAGUGGAGUUAGCGUGAAGAGCGGGGACACAUUCCCCGGAGACCAGGGUUACGGGUAGUUAUCCCGGGAAGAGAGGAAGCCCGGCAGAUUGCGAGGAUGAAGUUGAAGGAGGUAGCGCGCUGGAACUUGCGUGUCUCCCUGGUCUAUGCAGUCGGCAUCUGGACCAUGCUCGGCGCCUACGCCUACUUACAGUUCAAGAAAAAGCGAGAGAAGGCAAUGGUCGAGAGCAGCACUGAGAUCUCUACAGCCACUCUGCCACAGGAACAUGAAACGAGUGAUGAGCCACAAAAGAAAACAAAGAAACACUUCAUGGAGGAACAUGUUGUGGUCAAGGAAGGUUUCAUCCCCUUUUCAUCCAGAAUCUACAACUAUGCAAAGUCUUUCUAUGACGGCUCAUCUCAUCAUUCAACAGAGAAAAGCAAUUCAGAAAAAUGACUGGUUCCAGCAGCAUUGCUGAAGGUUUAUGCUCGGCCCUUGCCUGAUGCACUAAGGAAUUUUCAAAGCAUGUGCCCUCAAUACUGCCUCGCAUUGUGCAAACUUCAACAGACUGCUUGAUAUCUCUUGUAGGCAAAACUCUGUAUCAGUUACACUACAGUAACAGCCCCACCAGUUGGGGCAGCGCAGUGGCGCAGCGGUAGAGUUGCUGACAUAGCGGCAGAGACCCAUGUUCGAUCCUGACGACGGGUGCUGUCUGAGCAGAGUUUGUAUGUUCUCCCCGUGACCAUGUGGGUUUUCUCCAAAUAUGCCGGUUUCCUCCCACUCUCCAAAGAUGAACACGUUUGUAGGUUAAUUGUCUUCGGUAAAAUUGUAAAUUGUUCCUAGUGUGUCGGAUAGUGCUUGUGUACAGGGAUCAUUUGGUUGGCACGGACUCUGUGGGCCAUUUCAGUGCUGUACCUCUAAACUAAAUUGAACUAAGUUAAUCUUAGUAAUACUGUACAGAGAUUGCCUGUUUUCAGUGAAUAGCGUCCAUUGGAUCGACACUGUGGUGACAUCUUCUGGACUGCAACUUCAGAAGAAAGCGGGUAUUUACAGAUUGUCAGCGAGAUUAUGCCGCAAGGAGUACACCGUGAACGUCCAGCCGCCAUAUUGUCACACAUAGACAAUCAAUCGACAGUGAUCUACGAUCAAUGCAAGGCCAUUUUCCUCCAUUUGUUCCUUUCUCCAAAGACCUUGGUGAUCUAUCAGCGCUCUCCUCUGUUGCUCUGAAAUUAGCCAGUUGGAGCGGCUGAGGCGAUUGACCCUUUCUUUCUGUCAAGAAGGGUAAUACGUUUUUAAAGCAUGAUUGAAAUGCAACCCAGGUGAGAAUACUUCACAUAGAACAUUACUGCCUCUGGGCGCAAUGUAUUAUUUUCAUAACAAUACAGAAUCUUAACAGUACAUAUUCACAACGCACACUCAUGCUUUUUGUUACAAAGGUCAAUUGAUGAAAAAUGUUUAAAUUAAUCUACCACCAUUACAAUAUUCAUUUGGGAUUUGAAAGAAUGGUUUACACAAUAAAUGCGGCACGGUGGCACAGCGGUAGAGUUGCUGACUUAAAACGAAUGCAGCGCUGGAGACCCAAGCUUGAUCCUGACUACGGGUGCUGUCUGUACGGAGUUUGUACGUUCUCCCCCCCUGACCUGUGUGGGUUUUCUCCGAGAUCUUCAGUUAACUCCCACACUCCAAAGACGUACAGGUUUGUAGGUGCAUUGGCUUGGUGAAUGUAAAAAUUGUCCCUAGUGGGUAUAGGAUAGUGUUAAUGUGCGGGGAUCGCUGGUCGGCGCGGAACCGGUGGGCCGAAAGGGCCUGUUUCCGCGCUGUAUCUCUAUACUAAACUAAAGUUAAAAUCUGCCGAGCACAAUUGUUAAGUGCCUGUUGAUUUAAACUCUGCAUAAAGUUCAUUAAAAUUGGAUGUUGUCAAAUUAACUGUUUUACUUUGGUUUAACAAUUAGAAAUUGAUUCACAUUGCACAUGCAUGUAUAAUUUUCUUUUGUGAAAUGCCAUUAAAGAUCAGAAUUUUAUGCAUUUUAUUUGAAGUUAUGCAAUUGUUCAGUUUCAGUUUCUCAGUUCAGUCCAGUUUAGUUUAUUGCCACGUGCACCGAGGUUCAGUGAAAAACUAUUGCUAUCCAGCCAGUGGAAAGACGAUUACAAUUGGACCAUUUACAGUGUGUAGAUACAUGAUAAGGGAAUAAAGUUUAGUGCAAGGCAAACCCAGCAAAGUCUAAUCAAGGAUAGUCCGAGGGUCACCAAUGAGGUAGAUAUUAUUUCGGGACUGCUCUCUGGUUGUGGGAAGAUUCAAUUGCCUGAUAACAGCUAAUCACAUAAUUGGCUGUUCGUAUCAAUUGAAAGUGCUUCAAUAUCUAGAUUUAAUACUGGAUACAGGCACCUGCCUGUAAAUGGAUCUUAUAUUGCUUUCAACUCUAGAGUUCUGCCACUUUAGUCUCACUUCAUCUAAGUAAUAAAUAUGUGAACAUUUGCUACUGCCCUGGGCACAUAUCUUGUUCCAUCCAAUCAUCAUAAGUGAUAGGAGCAGAAUUAGGCCAUUCUGCUCCGUCAUUCAAUCAUGGCUGAUCUAUCUCUCCCUCUUAACCCUAUUCUCAUGCCUUCUCCCUUGGGGUGGGAGAUUGCAACCUUCACGUGGUCCACCCUGUUUCGACGAAUGCAAUCGACCUGGCGUGCACAAACAGAAGAUCAAACAGAACAAGUUGUCUUACAACUUUAGGCUGUGCAUGCCAUAUGCAAGAAUAAGAAGAUACAUUCUCCCCAUAACCCCUGACACCUGUACUAAUCAAGAAUCCAUCUAUCUCUGCCUUAAAAAUAUCCAUUGACUUGACCUCCACAGACUUCUGUGGCAAUGAAUUCCACAGAUUCACCACCUCUGACUAAAGAAAUUCCACCUCAUCUCCUUCCUAAAGGAACAUCCUUUAAUUCUGAUGUGAUGACCUCUGAUCCUAGACUCUCCCACUAGUGGAAACAUCCUCUCCACAUCCACUCUAUCCAGGCCUUUCACCAUUCGGUAAGUUUCAAUGAGGCCCUCCCCCAGAUGCUAAACUCCAGUGAGCAGAGGCCCAGUGCCAUCAAACGCUCAUCAUAUAUUGACCCACUCAUUCCUGUGAUCAUUGUUGCAAACCUCCCCUGGAUCCUCUCCAGAGCCUUAAAUCCCCGUUUUUGUAUUCUAGUCCUCUUGAAAUAAACACUAGCAUUGCGUUUGCCUUUCUUAAUGCUGAUUCGACUUGCAAAAAAAAUAAAUUCUUAAGGAGUUGGACAGGCUAGAUGCAGGAAGAUUGUUCCUGAUGUUGGGGACGUCCAGAACAAGGGAUCACAGUUUAAGGAUAAGUGGGGGAAGUCUUUUAGGACCGAGAUGAGAAAAACAUUUUUCACACAGAGAGUGGUGAAUCUGUGGAAUUCUCUGCCACAGAAGGUAGUCGAGGCCAGUUCAUUGGCUAUAUCUAAGAGGGAGUUAGAUGUGGCCCUUGUGGCUUAAGGGAUCAGGGGGUAUGGAGAGAAGGCGGGUACGGGAUACUGAGUUGGAUGAUCAGCCAGAUCAUAUUGAAUGGCGGUGCAGGCUCGAAGGGCCGAAUGGCCUACUCCUGCACCUAUUUCUAUGUUUCAAAUACAUAUUUUGGGAAUCCUGCACCAGCACUCCCAAAUCCCUUGGCACCUUCGAUUUCUGGCUUAAACAAAACUCAGGCCACCCCCUGCCAACGGUUCAAUGGUAAUGUAUUGCCACGUGUACUUGUGACAAUAAAUACAGUGAAAACU
This is a messenger RNA of Leucoraja erinaceus (little skate), 3803 nucleotides long. RefSeq names its product small integral membrane protein 26-like. Bases 159 to 497 code for a protein of 112 amino acids. NCBI's taxonomy places the organism in Eukaryota, Metazoa, Chordata, Chondrichthyes, Rajiformes, Rajidae. The record is from RefSeq and is a predicted model, not a curated record. The transcript is spliced from 3 exons. Gene Ontology annotation, cellular component: mitochondrion.